Messenger RNA from Cannabis sativa, 2265 nucleotides. RefSeq lists its product as uncharacterized. Lineage: Eukaryota; Viridiplantae; Streptophyta; Magnoliopsida; Rosales; Cannabaceae. The record is from RefSeq and is a predicted model, not a curated record. The transcript has 5 exons. The coding region runs from base 320 to 1918 and encodes 532 amino acids.
AAUAAAAUAGGUAUGUUUUAAAAAAUAAAAUAAAAAUUAAUACUUAAUAAAUAAACAAAAAACACUUUCAUUUGAAAUCACUGUUCUUACACUAAACGAGGUUGCACGCUCUCUCUUUCUCCAGCCUCUCUUGUCUCUGACUCUGUCUCGCUCUGUCCUUUAUUUUUCUUUUCUUUCACUCACUCACUUCUUUAUCAGUUUGUUAACAAAUACCCAAAACAGACUUCUCUUUUUUCCACUCCUUCAAUGGACAGAAACCUCUCCUUUUCAUAAUUUUUCAAAACCCAAAAACAAUUCAAAAUCGUUGCUUUUUCAUUUAAUGUCGAUCACACUAGGAGCCAUAGCAGCUUCCAGGAGGCCAAAGUGGCAAUACCCACCGCCGCCGCCGACUCCGAGAAUCCUCCACUUGCCACGCAGGCCUCGCCGGAAAACUCCCAAGACGGUUGCCGGGAAACCCAGUUCGUCGGAAGCCAAGAAGGACCGAAAAGGCAAGCUGGAGACUCUGUUCGAUCAAGAACGAGCCUUUACAAAAAAUGGUAUUCCGAUUGUGUUGUUGGGUCAUGGAGGAAGGGAAGAAUUAGUAGUAGAAGGUAGUGAGAGGAGGAGAGAGAGGGUUGAGGAGAGAGAGAUUAAUGGUGAUAGUGUUGGGUUGGGUUUGGAGGAGGAGAAAUGGCGGUUUCAGGCGGAGAUGUUAAGGGCAGAGUGUAAUUUGUUGAGAAUGGAGAAAGAAAUAGCGGUUAAGAAAUUGGAGAGGACUCGUGUUAAGGUUGAAAGGGCUCUAAGAUCAGCUAUUCAAGCUCUUGUUUCUGAGAAAACAAAGAUAAGUGAAGCCACCAACUUGGAAGAAGAGAUUCAAAAUUUCGCUGACAAACUGGAGAAGCUCAGAAGAAACUUAGAAGUAAAGAGUUUUAAAACUCGAAAACACAACAAUAUCGAUAAACAAUCGGCUCCUCUACAAAGACAGUUGAAGAUGUUUAGAGCAACAUCAGAUGAGAUUUGUGUAAAAAAGAUCCAAGAGAUGGCAGAAGUAAGCAUGUCACUAAAAUCAUCAAAUUCUACAGUCAAUGAGAGCUUAGUUUCAAUUUCAUGUGACAACUCCAAUGUGGAGAUUCUGAGAAAAAGAAUGGAGGGAUUAUCAAAUGGGACUUUAUUAGAGAGAAUGAAGGAAGAGUGUGGUUCUAUGCUAUCCACAGCUAAUAGCUCAGUGGCAAGUUCAGCAUCCACUUCUCAGAGAAUUGAGUUUACAGAUUCAUCUUCUUUGUUGUUAGUACAACAAUCACACAAGGAGACAGUGAGCUAUGAAGAGAAUAAUGUAUGUUCUGGACGUUGUAAGGCCAUAGUAAGAAGAAUUAUGGAGCAGGUUCGAGCCGAAACAGAGCAAUGGUCUCAAAUGCAAGAGAUGUUAGGACAAGUAAGGGAAGAAAUGGAAGAGUUGCAGGCUUCUCGAGACUUUUGGGAAGAUCGAGCUCUGGAUUAUGAUCAGCAAAUGCAUUCACUAAAUUCAUCUGUUCAAGAUUGGAGACAGAAGGCUAUCUCAUCCGAAAACAAGGCAAAUCAGUUGGAAGCACAAAUGUAUUAUCUCCGAAAGGAACUAGAUAGGUCAAAGAAGGAGCUCGAAAAAGUCCAUGAAAGGAGAGACAAAGGGUCAUCACCAGCGAUUCCGGUGGAUGGACAACAUGAAAUGGAGAAGAGGGUGUUGAUUUGUAGGUUGAAGGAGAACAACAGCCAUCAUCAACAAAAGGAGGCUCCAACUUUAAGUGAUGGGCGAAGAAGGAAAUCACAGACAUGGAACAAUAAUGGAUCUUUUGGUUUAGAGAGAUCUCCUUUGAGGGAUAUUGGUAAUAAUUCAUGUGCCUCAGUCAAGCACCAGCAGCAUAGCAGAGUCAUCUUUCCUUUUGGUGCCAUCCAAAACAACUAAAAACUAAGUUUGGACAGUUCUCAUGUUAGUAACCUGCAUAUUCAUCAUCUGGGCUCCAUUUCUUCUCUUUUGAAAUUAUAUUAUUUAGUAUAAAGAUCCAAAUGUAUCUGAGUUCUAGUCUCGAGAGCAAAUGAACCAUGAAGAACUGAUAUGAAAUGCAGUUCAUAACAAGUAUGAAUAUCCAGAGGUUAGCUAGAAAUUUUCUAGUUAACAGUAAGUUUUGCUUAUUUGUUGGCUUACAUGUGAAUAUGAGAGCUAGCAUGGGAAGCAAUUUUACCAAUAUGCUCUAAUAAAAUGCUGCUAUAUAGUUCCAGAAAGAACCUUUUCUUUUUGAACUAUCCAGUUCU